Molecule: messenger RNA, 2980 nt
Organism: Amphibalanus amphitrite
Lineage: Eukaryota; Metazoa; Arthropoda; Thecostraca; Balanomorpha; Balanidae
Exons: 2
Coding region: 15-1277 (420 amino acids)
Biological process (GO): DNA integration
Molecular function (GO): nucleic acid binding
Source: RefSeq, a predicted model, not a curated record
UGAACAGUGUGGGGAUGUUACCCGAGUCUGAGUCACAGGAGGGUGCCGAGGGUGGACUGGAGAUGGAAGUAGAGACUGGUGAGGUUGACGCUCUGGUUAGCGAUCUGUUCACAUGUGCAGAGGAGCGGCCGAGUCUGGUGAAGCCUCCAAUCAAGGUCGACGUCAGCAUCAACGGUCAGUCGGUGCAGAUGGAGCUGGACACCGGCGCCGCCGUCUCCGUCUGCACGUACCGCCGCUUCAAGGAGCUCUGGCCGGACGGAGACAGGCUGCUGCAGCCGAGCAGCCGUCUGCUUCGCACGUUCUCCGGUGAGAAGCUCUCAGUCCGAGGUGAGGCGUGGGUGAACGUGCUGUAUCAGGGUGUCAGUCAUCGAUUGCCAUUGACUGUGGUGGAGAGUAACGGUCCGAUGUUACUAGGCCGUAACUGGUUGGGAGAGAUCAAGUUGGACUGGCACAAUAUUUUUGCGAUGACUCUGAGUCCAGCCAUGGGAACACUGCUCGAAAAAUACUCCGAGCUAUUCAAGGACGAUCUGGGCUGUGCGAGGGAUGUAGAGCUCAACAUUCCAGUGGAUCCAGCCGUGAAGCCCAUCUUCUACAAGCCUCGGACGGUGCCACUCGCCUACCGGGAGAAGGUGGACGCCGAGUUGGAGCGGCAGAUCAAGGAAGGUUUGUUGGUGCCGGUCAAGUGGAACGACUGGGCGACGCCCAUCGUGACCUGCCAGAAGGCCUCAGGUGAGAUCAGAAUCGCAGCAGACUAUCGUCUCACAGUAAACAAGGUCACGCCGUUAGAAAAGUAUCCUCUGCCAAAAGUAGACGAGAUGUUCAGUAAACUGCAAGGUGCGACAGUGUACAGUCAGAUAGAUUUGAAAAAUGCGUACAACCAUCUGCCAUUAGAGGAGAAGAGUCGCAAAUAUUUGGCCAUAAACACACACAAGGGCUUGUUGGUGCCAACCAGACUGGGAUACGGGUACGCGAGUGCUCCGGCCAUCUUUCAACGUUAUAUGGAAACUCUCUUGGCUGGAAUACCAGGGGUGGGAGUGUUCCUGGAUGAUGUCAUGAUCGCUGGAAAAACCCCACAGGACCACCAGAACUCGCUGGAGAUGGUGCUACAGCGGCUGGUGGCGGCCAACCUGCGCCUGCAAAAGAAGAAGUGCAAGUUUGGAGUGUCAUCUAUCACCUACCUGGGACACCGCAUCAGCGCGGACGGCGUGAGUCCGACCGACGACAAGCUGCUGGAGACUUGCCAGAGCCCGGCGAGACUCUGCACCUGGUGGAGAUGAUGGACGCUUCGCCAGUGACCGCCGCUGUGGUUAGACUGGCGACUGAACGUGACGCCACCCUCAGCAGAGUGCUGCAGUACACCCGAGACGGCUGGCCUGAGGACAGGAGCGGCGAGUCACCGGAGUUAAGUGCAUAUCGCACGAAGCAAGGUGAGCUCAGCAUCCAGAACGGAUGUCUCUUGUGGGGAGCUCGAGUCGUCAUUCCAGUCAAGUUGCGGGAGAGGGUGCUACAGAUGUUGCAUGACGGUCAUAUGGGAGAGAGCCAUACCAAGGGGUUUGCCAGAAUGUACGUGUGGUGGCCAAACCUAGAUUUUGACAUAACCCAGAUGGUUAAGGCGUGUGUGACCUGUCAACAAUACCGCCACCAAGCGCCCGUCACGCCACUGAGUCCGUGGUCCCUCCCGUCCCGGCCAUAUGAGCGGGUGCACAUUGACUACUGUGGCCCAGUGGAGGGGAAAAUGCUGCUCAUUGUAGUGGAUGCAUAUACCAAGUGGAUUGACGUACAUGUAACAACUAGGGCAACAACCGAGGUUACUAUGGAGGAGCUGCGGAAAACGUUUGCAUACUGGGGAAUUCCCAAGUUCUUGGUAUCAGACAAUGCUCAGUGUUUCGUGGCACCAGCGUUCCAGUCAUUCUGUACUCAGAAUGGUAUCACACACCUGCGCACUGCGCCGUUGUCUCCAAAAAGCAACGGUCUGGCUGAGCGGGCAGUGCAGACGGUGAAGCAGGGUCUGAGGAAACAGGGGAAUGGAACGCUGCACACCAAGCUGGCAAGGGUGCUGUUCACCUACCGUUCAUCUCCCCACAGCACUACCGGAGUGACGCCAGCAGAGCUAAUGACCGGGCGGCGCAUGAGAACUCGUCUCGACUGUAUGCUUCCCAGUCUGCAGGAUCGUGUUGUCAGCUCGCAGUGGAAAAUGAAGGAGCGGUAUGACAGACAGGCACAGCGGCGCACCAUACUACCAGGAAUGUCUGUCCUCGUUUCACAGGUGUCGGGACUGGCCGGCGUCGGCAGGACAACACGCUGGCUACCCGGACACUGCAUCAACAUCUCGGGACUCAAGCUCACGGUCCGGCUGGACGACGGACGAGUCCUCCAGCGCCAUCUGGACCAGGUGGUCCCGAGAGCGGUCGCCGGGAACCAGGCCGUCCGACAGCCGACGGACUGGACGGCGGCGCCGCGGCCUCCUCAAACGCCGCCGACGUCGCUGCCGACAACUCCAACGUCGCAGGCGACGCCUUCACCGCCGACGCCCUCACCGCCGACGCCUUCACCGCCGACUCCCACGCCGCUUCCGCCACCGCCAGCGGAAUGUCCGGAACGGGAGAGGCCUUCGUCUCCCUCCCCAGUUAGGCGGCCGGCUCGUGGGUUGGAGGGACGGGGUGAGCUCAACUCGCGAUUGAAGUGUGACGUCCAAUUGUCGCGAGGCGAGAGUGUUGAGUGUCGUGAGCCUGUGUCAGCGCCGCAGGUACCGCGCUAUAACCUGAGACCGAGAAAAUAGUUGUUAACUAGGGGGGAGGAAUGUGGUAGAUUGUCACACAGCCUCUUGGCUGGCGUGCCUGGGUGCGCCACUGGCCGCCCUAUCCGUCGUCCCUGAGAGCGGGCUUGCGCUCGCUUGACCUAUAGCCGGGGGCGCUCAGCUGUGCGGUGUGGGUUGAGUCUGGUCAGCUGAUCGAGUGGGAAUACAGUUCUGACCGGUGAU